Opisthorchis viverrini is the source of this 612-nucleotide messenger RNA. RefSeq lists its product as hypothetical. Bases 1 to 612 code for a protein of 203 amino acids. The record is from RefSeq and is a predicted model, not a curated record. Lineage: Eukaryota; Metazoa; Platyhelminthes; Trematoda; Opisthorchiida; Opisthorchiidae. The transcript has 2 exons.
AUGACCUACACAACUAACAAUAUUCUCAUGCCACAUCGGCCGUCGCGUGGUGCCAUCAGCCGGGUCGCCUUACUUGCUGCAUACAGCAGGACGGGUAAGCGAAAACAGGCUACUGCUGACGCCUUCCUUCUUUCUCCUUCACAUACUUUUUCUUCCCCCUCUCCCCACCCCAUUAAUAACUCUCUCCUUGUAGGCCCAGCACUUAGGACUGAUGACUCCGUUCGUCAUGCAUCGGUUUUGCGUGCAGCAUCUGCUCGUCACAUGGUACCGACAUCUUCAGGAAUCUCCAGAUCAGUCCUCAAGCCUCGACACCCACUCUAUCUGGCCGCUUUCAAUGUUCGCACUCUGAAGCAAGCAGGACAACAAGCUGCUCUUGCACUCACACUGGACUCGCUUGGCAUUGAUGUGUGCUGUGUCUCAGAAACGAGAAUUCAAGAUGCAAGCACAGACCGUCUGCCUCGCCGGGCCCCUUCCUCCCAGCUCUGUGCUGAGUGGAAGAAACUGAGAGGUUGGCAAUCUAUCAAUUGGAAACGAAGUAUGAAAACACAGUUCGGUUUGACAUAUGCUGCCUCCCUGGAUAGGGACCACGGGGCUCAAAUCACCAGUGGUUAA